Messenger RNA from Lutzomyia longipalpis, 1730 nucleotides. RefSeq lists its product as uncharacterized. NCBI's taxonomy places the organism in Eukaryota, Metazoa, Arthropoda, Insecta, Diptera, Psychodidae. The transcript has 2 exons. The record is from RefSeq and is a predicted model, not a curated record. Bases 358 to 1353 code for a protein of 331 amino acids.
AAACGGGGAAAAUUCAAUUUUAUUUAAUUUCAAAAACUUCCCAGAGUGUAAAAAGCCAAAAAACGGAAGUCUAAAUUCAGGGGCAGCAUUCCCUCUCGCUCCCUCCCUCCCCCCUCUCGCUCGCACAUCGUCCACUACAUUAGUACAUGUCGCAUGUUCGAAUAUGUUAUAGUUAUUUGCAAUACAAGCUGAUUUAGCAGACGAAGAAAAUGCGUUUUUUCUCCUUUUUUCAGAAUAAAAAAAAUGCAAUUUUAUCGUAAAAAAAACUUGGUGUAAAAUGAUUUUAAGUUAAAAGUUGCUUCCUGGUGAAAGUCUCUGUGUUUUUUUCUAUAUGUUCGUACCCGCGGGUGUCGCGGGAUGGCCGUGAAUGAGGAGCCUCGGCGGAUGUUUGAAGUCUUCCUGCAGCGGAAGCUCAAUGUCCUCCAUGGAGCUGUGCUGGGUAGUGGUAAGGUGACAGAGCAGGAACUUCUUGAGGCAUACCGCCAGUACCAGGAUGACGGGGAGAUUCGUGUUCCGGCGCCAGACACGACGGAGCGCAACAAUCAACGUCUCAUCUUUGGCAGUGCCAUCCUCCUCUUUAUUCUCGUAGCUACCCCACUGAUUAGCAUUGUUCUCGAGCAAGCAAUCGCUACGAGGUGUCUCGUGCCCAAUAACUACCUUGUCUGGGAAGCCACACGUCCCAUCUCCGAUUGUGACUUCUGUCGUGGCAUCCAUGGCCCCCUGAUAUUUGGGAAUCUCACCAAGGAGGAAUUCCGACCGUAUGCGUACUCGUCACAGCCGAUAAUCCUCAAGAAUGCCAUCUCACACUGGCCAGCUACGAAAUUGCUCAACUACACCUUCCUCCGGGAUCUCUAUGGCAAAAUUCCAGGUGCCCUCGACAGUGUCCAGAGUGAUUGUCAAUUCUUGCACUUUAAAUCCAACUUUCUCACCCUCCGUGACGUCUUCUCCAUGUCCCAAAGUCGUGCUGAAUUCCGCAAAGGGGAGCUGCCGUGGUACGUUGGAUGGAGUAACUGUCAUCCUCAGAUUCUCACGGAACUACGGAAGCUCUACCCACGACCCCACUUCCUACCCGACGACGCUGAGAUGCCCAAUACGGAUUUUAUUUUCUUAGGCUACGAACAGGGUGCUGUGAUGCACCUGGACUACAUCCCACGCCUCAUGUGGCAAGCCCAGCUUCGUGGCAACAAGAGUUGGGUACUUGCUCCCACACCCGAAUGUGAUUCCCAAUGCAAAAGCUUCACAUUCUACGUCGAACCCGGAGAUGCUGUGCUCGUGGAUACACGGCUGUGGUACCAUGGAACGUACGUGCCCAAAGGAGAAUUUUCUCUGACAAUUCAGUCAGAGUACGGCUAAGAAGAAUCUUCCAAAUAUCCCCCCACGUUAAGAGAAUUCAUACUCCCUUCGCCUGAAAAAAAAAGGAUAAAUUGUGCCAUUGAUAGACGUAGUCAGAUUCCUGGUGGAGUGUCCUUCUAAUCCACGCCCCCAAGAAAAGAAAAACCCAAAGAGAUUAAAAGCCAUUGACAUGGAGGAAGAGGAUAUAACCAGGAUAACUCCAAAGUGUAGACAGAAAAUGUGUCCAAAUUGUACAUUUAACCAUCCCCGUUAACUUUUUAAUUUAAUUUAAUUUUUGGCUAGUCAUAGUAACUAACUCAAUUCGACUAUGAUCAUGUCCUUUUUAAUGUAUACCGGCAAGAUCAAUAAAAUGCAAUAAAUUAAUUCAAAAACUAAAA